Messenger RNA from Mucor mucedo, 1056 nucleotides. RefSeq lists its product as uncharacterized. Bases 7 to 990 code for a protein of 327 amino acids. The transcript has a single exon. The record is from RefSeq and is a predicted model, not a curated record. Lineage: Eukaryota; Fungi; Mucoromycota; Mucoromycetes; Mucorales; Mucoraceae.
UCCUUCAUGCUAUUUGAGACUCAGAAUAAGGGGACGGGAUUUGCACAUCGUUUUUAUUUUUUUAUUUUUACUCAUUCUUUCCUUCCUUUCCAUUUCUUAUUACUAACAAUGAGGCUUCAUUAUUACAUAUCACCCCUUUCUUAUUUUUUAACGUGUGUAAUAGCAGCACAGCAUUCUUUGAUUAAUUGUACAUGGCCAUGCCCCACAAGUACUCAUGGUUGCAUUGUAACGCCACAAGGAGCCAGUUGUUCAGACAAAGGGAUUAAUGAAUGGGUGAUUAAUUCGCCUGAAAAAGCGCCUAUUUACACUGGAGCUUACGUUUCCGUAGCAUUACAGGCUUGUCAACCAGUACCUAUACCUAAGUUACCAGCCGCAUUUAUUGAAGUGAAUACAACACAAAUUGGGCAAUCUAUCAUUAUGUGGCCUAUUCUGAACAUGCGUCGACCUCAAGAUGAAUAUCUUGGCAACUGUGGCCAUGGGUUCUACUGCGCUUCCACCGGAGAAGAUCAGUUGAAACCUGUUUGUCGACAGAGAUUUGUGAUGACAUCCACUUGUUUUUCCUCCAACCAGUGUUUAUCCGGUUCUUGUCUUGAAAAUACUUGUCAGUAUAAUAGCAACAGAACUGAUGGCGGUAGAAGACACAGAUAUACUGAAAGUCAUAAUGAUUACGAUGACAGAAGGACUGCUCGUAUACUUGCUUCCAUAUUUGGAAUUGUAGGUGGCAUAAUUGUGCUGGUUGUUGGCUUUAUUAUGUAUCGACGACGACAAAUCAGGAAGGCUGCUGUCAAUGAAGCAGUAUAUCCUAAUGAAACCGGACAACAAUCAACACUUUCAUUUGGUGCUUCAGGCCUACCAUUAAGAGCAAAUGAUAGUCUGCAUAAACAGUUUGCCUCUGAUUUUCAAAAUGAUGGCGCAACAUCCACUAUCACUUCUGUGAUGCAGCAAAGCCAGUUGCAUCAUGACAUACCCCCACCCUCUUACAAGCCAUAAAUGCAUACAACACGCGCCUCAUUAUAAUAAUAAUAAUAAAAUCACAUCCAAUAUAAAAUUAAAAAA